AUGGUCGACGAUACCGCAAGAUUGAAGACAAAACUAUCUGCACUCACUCGAUCUUUAGAUGAACUAGUCACAGUUAUGGAACCGUUGUUCUCGCAGAGCUUACCAGAAACUCUUCUACCCUUGGAGACAAUCCAGCAGGCCAAGCUCCAAGUUGCUAUCCCUUACUUGGUGUAUGACUUGGUAUUCAUCUACCUCAAGACGAGAGGAGUAGAUCCAAGGACUCACCCUGUCAUCGCAGAACUGGAAAGAAUUAAACAAUAUUUUGACAAAAUCAAGAAUGCUGAGGACCCCGCCAAGCGUACUCUCGCCGUCGACAAGGCUGCUGCAGGCCGCUUCAUAAAACAUGCCAUCUCCCAAGCCCGCACAGCACCAACACCGACAGCACCAGGGCCGUCUACCCACCUCCGGUUUGAUGACGAUGGCACGCCUCACGACGUCCGUGUUCCCCUCAAGGUUACGGAAAAAAUGCUUGCGCGCGAGCAAUACUUGAAAGAACUGAAAGAGGCAGAUGAUACUGAUGAGAUGGAGGAGGACCUGGAGUUGUACAAUGAAGAAGUGCUGGCGGUGGUCUCCAAUACGCGAGGAGACACCAAGGGCAAGGGAAAAGCUCAGGCAUCUCCAAGCACGACUCCUGAAGCAGACGCAUCUAGACCAGCAGCGGAGAGAAAGCGUCGCAGACCAGUAAUAGAUCCUUUCGCGGGUUACGAAGACGAGACCCCUGCGCGCUCCGGUUUUUUUGCCAAGCGCACGAAGACGCCGGGUGCAGACGGGAGCGAGGACAUUCGCAUGGUGGAUCACUCCGCCAUCUCCAGCGCGGACGAGGUGAACUCAAAGCUGGCAAAAAAGGCAGCGAAGAAGAAGAAGUCCAAGUCUAAGCUCGCGAAGGGCUGA
Messenger RNA from Heterobasidion irregulare TC 32-1, 891 nucleotides. RefSeq lists its product as uncharacterized. The record is from RefSeq and is a predicted model, not a curated record. Gene Ontology annotation, molecular function: DNA binding; RNA binding. Gene Ontology annotation, cellular component: nucleolus; exosome (RNase complex). The transcript has 6 exons. Gene Ontology annotation, biological process: regulation of gene expression; maturation of 5.8S rRNA. Bases 1 to 891 code for a protein of 296 amino acids. Lineage: Eukaryota; Fungi; Basidiomycota; Agaricomycetes; Russulales; Bondarzewiaceae.